This is a messenger RNA of Cladocopium goreaui, 1542 nucleotides long. The record is from the annotation of a GenBank genome assembly. Lineage: Eukaryota; Dinophyceae; Suessiales; Symbiodiniaceae.
AUGGACUCAGAGAUUGAAGCUUUGCCCCAGUUGCGUUUUCCGCUUCGAGAAGCACUUCUUUCUCUCCAUGAUUCAGUGAAUGAGCCGCCCUCUGUGCGAACUGCUUUGGCGGGUUCUGCUUCAUUGGCUACGCUUGGCCCAUACAAAGUAAGCAGCACGGAGAAGAGCCGAGCAUUGAAGAAGAUUGGCCGCCUCAAGCGCCGUGGGGAACAUAUUGGCCGUGGCUAUGCUGAAGAGCGGCCUUUGCAUACUCCACGGCCACCGCCGGAAAGCGAAAGACCGAAGACUGUUCCCAAAUCGGUGCCUUCCGCAGUGAGCCGGAAGAAGGUGGCAUUCGUGAGAUCAGCGCAGGAUGCAGCUGAGAUGGAGUGCUGGCCAUCGUUGCAGAAGUCUCAGUCUGCUCCCGAAGUGUCUAGCAUGUCAUGUUUCUCUGCGACGCCCAAUGAUAUGUCGACAGACAUUCGGCCAACCUGGACUUCUACGGCACGAGCGGUUCUGGGGCACGGGCGGCGGCAGGCAACACGACAACACGCCACAUCUAAAGGAUCCAAAGGAUCCAAAGGAGAAGCAGAACAAAUGGAUGCUCCGCCGGCAGGCCUGCUGCAAGACACUUCAUGGUGCAGUGCAUCUCUGUCGAGUUUUCCAGGGCUUCCAAAACCUUUGAAGGAUUGGGCGAUUAUGGCCAGCUCUGGCUUGGAGUUCACGGAUGCUGGCUUUGGCCUUGGAGAUAGAGAGAACCCAGAGGUGAAGAACCUCAUCAAACGAUCACCAGGCUUUAACUACGAGGUGAAGUGUGGGAACGUGGGCCUUUGGAACUCGGAUGCCUCCCUACCGACCAAGCAGCCGCUAUCACAGCACUUCUCUGCUGCAUCAGCUCCAUUUGGGGCACGGCGUGACCCACAGAAGAAAUAUGAACGACAGCCUGGUCCUGGCUACUACGAUGUGCCUGGAUUUACGGAUGAGCUUCUGCGAAAGGUUUUGCAGCAGUGCGACUGCGAUCAGCUGGCACUGAUCGGACACUCCUUGGGCGCCGCCGGUGCUUGGCGUUACCUCCGCAUGGUGCCCAGCUGUCCCUUUCGCUUCGUGCUGUUGAUGGACUUGUGGCCCGCAGUCCUAUUGGAGGAAGACUUCUCCUUUAGCCCAACGGUCGACUAUGCAAUCGUUCUCUCGGAAGAAUGGAUGAAGAACCCAAGAUUUCUUAGAGGCAACGGGAGGUUAGCGGCCUCCGGGAAGUGCUUGGCGGCGUUGCAGAGCCCCGGGACGUCGCAUCAAUGGAUCUCUGAAACUCAGAUGAUCAUGCCUUCCUUUGUGUUGAGGAGGAUGGGCUUGAUGGGCCCCGGAGAUUGGAGCCGCUGCUACAGCGCCACGGUGCAGGCCUCCGCAGAGCUGGUGAGGUGUGGCUUGGGGCAGAGGUCAAAGAUCACAGCCAUGCAAGCGAUUGAGAAGUUGGAUCCAGAUGUUUUCAAGGCGAUCCAAUUUGCUGAUCGCAACGACCUCCCAUUUGCCGGCGAAGAGUCACUGAACCGUCUUGCUGGCCAGUAG